Triticum turgidum subsp. durum (durum wheat) is the source of this 840-nucleotide messenger RNA. Lineage: Eukaryota; Viridiplantae; Streptophyta; Magnoliopsida; Poales; Poaceae. The record is from the annotation of a GenBank genome assembly.
AUGCCACAGGAUGACAGAAUUGAUGGCUUUGAGAAUCUUCAGGUUUUGGACAUGGAUGGUUGCCAAUUAUCUGGAAAAAUACCUCUAUGGAUAUCAAGGGUCACGAAUUUGGAGAUGUUAAUUUUAAGAAGCAAUCAACUCACUGGACUAAUACCAGGCUGGAUCAACUCCCUAAACCAUCUCUCCUUUAUGGAUGUGUCAAACAACAACCUUAUAGGAGAAAUUCCGUUGACCUUGACGGAGAUGCCAAUGCUAAAAUCAACUGAGAACUCAAGUCAUUUGGGCCCAAGGGUCUUUGAGCUGCCUCUUUAUAUUGAUCCAUCACUUCAAUACCUUGCAGAUACAUCUUUCCCACUAGUGUUGAAUCUAAGCAACAACAACUUCACAGGUGUGAUUCCCCCACAGAUUGGUCAGUUGAAAGUUCUUGUUGCACUUGAUUUCAGCUUCAACGAGCUAUCAGGACAGAUCCCAGGAUCAGUACGCAAUCUCACAAACCUGCAGGUCCUAGACUUGUCCAACAACAAUCUCACAGGUGCAAUCCCAGCUGCAUUGAACAGCUUGCACUUCCUUGCAGCGUUUAAUGUUUCUGGCAAUGACUUAGAAGGCCCUAUUCCAUCUGGAGGACAGUUCAACACAUUUGAGAGCUCUAGCUUUUAUGGGAAUACAAAACUCUGUGGGUCUAUGCUCAUUCACAAAUGUGGUUCAGCAGAAGCACCUCCAGCCAUUAUUCUGUCAAAAAAACAAACUGAUUACAAGGUGGCUUUCGUGACUGCCUUUAGUGCGUUCUUUGGUGUAGGGGUGUUGUAUGAUCAGACAGUCCUAUCGAGGUAUUUUGGCUAG